Pelobates fuscus (common spadefoot toad) is the source of this 1180-nucleotide messenger RNA. RefSeq names its product armadillo repeat-containing protein 1-like. NCBI's taxonomy places the organism in Eukaryota, Metazoa, Chordata, Amphibia, Anura, Pelobatidae. The transcript is spliced from 7 exons. The coding region runs from base 242 to 1036 and encodes 264 amino acids. The record is from RefSeq and is a predicted model, not a curated record. Gene Ontology annotation, molecular function: metal ion binding.
CGCACACUACACUCUGAUUGGUCGGUUUUGUUUUGCGUGCGCUGCUCAGCCAAUCAUACGCAGGGUGUAGACGUUGCUGCGGUGUCGGUCGGGCUCCAUCCAGCCUGUCAGCGUGUACUGCCCGGGGUGUUGAGGACAAGGAGCGCACUGUGUGGUGACCGGACCGCCAGGACACGGGAGCGAUAUAACGGCCGCUCUGACACGGACUGCGUCACUGGAGCAGAGGUUGAUUUUAUUUAAGAUGGAGGCUAUGUCUGUUGUGAACCAUUUGAGGAAUCUUGCUUCAGACCCUCAGAAUAGAGCAAGUAUUAUGAGAGAUAAGAGCUGCCUUGCAGGUCUCAUUCUGUUUCUUGACCAUCGUGAAGCAUGUGUGGUUGAGUCUGCACUAAAGACAAUUUCAUAUUUAAGCGAAGAUCCAACCCACUGUGAAAUAAUGCGAAAUGAACUUGGUAUGAUGGUUAGCUUGGAGAGCAUAAAAAACAGGUGUGAUAUUAAUGAUGACCUCAAACAACUUGCACAGAGCAUAUAUGCUUCUUUUACAUUCCCUUCUCAAAAGUACACACCAGAAAAGACAAAGCCACAAUUUUUUAUCUCCAGCUGUAACAAGAGAGUGAAAACUGUAACUCUUCAUAUUCAUGGACUUGAUGACAUGGAGAAGAAGAAUAUUUGUGAAGAGGCAUUGUUGAAAGUGAGAGGUGUAAUAAGCUUUACAUUUCAAUUAGCCGUGCGACGAUGCACUAUCCGAGUAAAAUCAGAUCUGGCAACAGAGUGUUUAGCAUCUGCAAUUGCAGAAACAAAAGUUUUAAAAGCACAGCAAGUGAUUAAGAAUGAAUCUGGAAAUGAGGUUUAUGUUCCCCUUCCAAAGAUAGAUUUGCCUGUAGAAAAAAACUCCUGCUUGCCAGACUACCUACCUGAAGAGGAGAGCCCUCAGAAAGAUCUGGAAAGAGCUAUAACAUGCCCUGGAUUAAAGGUUAACUGUCGUGGAAGCUGGAUUAAUACUGCAGCCAAUUUCCUCACCAAAACCUUUUACUGGUGACCAAAUUUGUAAACAUUUGUAAAUAUGUUCUUUGUUUAAGUCCUAGACCUGUUAAACCUGCACAUUACAUUUUUACAUGUUUUAUGUGGCAUUUAAAACACUAAUUCUCAACAUACGGUCUGUAAAGUUUAUAUGUUUUAUACU